Schistocerca gregaria is the source of this 798-nucleotide messenger RNA. RefSeq names its product luc7-like protein 3. Lineage: Eukaryota; Metazoa; Arthropoda; Insecta; Orthoptera; Acrididae. Gene Ontology annotation, molecular function: DNA binding. Gene Ontology annotation, biological process: nucleosome assembly. Gene Ontology annotation, cellular component: nucleosome. Bases 82 to 714 code for a protein of 210 amino acids. The record is from RefSeq and is a predicted model, not a curated record. The transcript has 3 exons.
AGUCCAGGCCAUCACCGUCCAGAGCAGGGAGGUUGUCGCCCCAGCGGAGCUUACGACCCGAGGAGCCACCUCUUGCCAACGAUGACUCCGCCAGAACAGGGGACAGGUGAGACGGCGUCCGGCCGUCGUCGCCGUCUGCUGACUCGCGUCGUCGAGGCGGUCCGAGAGAUGCGCAGCUCGCGCGGAUGCUCCGCCAAGCAGAUCCUCGACCGCCUCAACAGCGAGUCCCCGGAGAAGGAUGAAGUGGAUAAGGCCCGGCUAUUGAUGGCCCUGAAGAGAGGCAUCAAGACGGGCACCCUGGUUUGCCGAGCCGGGCGCUACCGGCUGAAGGCAGACGAGCUGGCCUGCAGGAGGCGACGCAGGAGCUGUCGCAGGCGUCGCCGCAGCUGCCGGAGACGACGCCGCCGCAGCUGUCGCAGGCGUCGCCGCAGCUGCCGGAGGCGACGCCGUCGCAGCUGUCGCAGGCGCCGCCGCAGCUGCAGGCGCAGGAGGCGCAGGUCGUGCAGGCGCCGCCGCCGUCGCCGUCCCAUCUGCUGCCCGCCCUGCUGCCCUCCCAGGAGGAGGAGGCGCAGCAGGAGGCGGCGGCGCUGCGCCAGUGAAGACGACUGGUCGGAGGCGGCGUCGCUGGCGAGCAAGACGGCGGUCGGCGGCGCGGCGAAAGCCGGGGGCGGCCAGGACGCCGGCGGGCUGGUGCAGAAGGCGCAGGCGGACUAGCCGCGGACCCUGGCAGUCGCAGUUCACCACCCACUCACUGCGUGUUCAAAUUCGUCCAGCUCAAUAAACCUUUCAACCCGAUAA